CCCAAGGACUCGCCGAAACGACCACCAAACUCAAACUCAAUCCAAAGUGUCAGUGUCGUCGGAGUAGCAGGGAACCUCGUUUCAGAAUUCAACUCUCCGAUUCGCUUCCCGACCGCCAGACCUUAAACUCGAUCAAACUGUGAGUAAAUCUUCAAUCUUUCAACCUCUUUCUUUCCACCGUUCGUUCAAUUAACUCUGAAACUCUAUUAACUAGAUUUAACAACCAUAUAGUCUCAAUGGGUAGAGCUUCAUCUUCAAUCCUAUCAUUCCUCCGUCAAAAACCCACCACCCAAAUCCGAUACUUUUCCGUAGAAACCACCACAAAAGACUCUGAUUCUUCCACACAAGUUGCUCAACAGAUUUGUAACAUCAUUAGAACAAAACCCAGAUGGGAGACCACUCUGUCCUCCGAGUACCCUUCUCUUAACUUCUCUGAUCCUAAGCUUAUUCGUGAGGUCUUGAAUCAGCAGAGCAGUGUGCUCCUCUCAGUUCGGUUCUUCUUGUGGUUGAGCUCUCAGGAACACUUUUCCCCUGACUCCAUUUCAUGUAGUGCCGUUUUCAAUGCUCUGGUGGAGGGCAAUGCCUGCAUGGCAGCUCAAGUUUUCCUUGAGAAAACCCGGUUUGAGCCGGAGCCGGUUGCCUUGGAGAGUUAUGCAAGGUGUCUGUGGGAGGCUGGGAGAGUUGAGGAUGGUGGUGAGGUGUUUGAGAGGUUGAUAGAGGCCGGAGUGUGCCCUUCGAUUAGUACUUGGAAUGCGGCAUUGUCCGGGUGCAUUAAGGCUAAGAGGACAGAUAUGGUUUGGAAGCUGUAUCAAGAAAUGAUGGAGUAUGGUGUUGUAGCUGAUGUUGAGACUGUUGGGUGUUUAGUUAGAGGGUUUUGUGAUGAUAAUGAGGUUUUGAAAGGUUAUGCGCUGCUUCGUCAGGUUGUGGAAGAUGGAGUAGUCCCUGAUAAAGCUACUUUUGACAGGUUGAUAUCAGAGUUUUGUAAGGUGAGGGGGUAUACUAAAAUGUCUGAACUCCUCCAUGUGAUGAUAGCAAUGAACUGUGCCCCGGAUAAUGAUACUUAUCGGAAGAUUAUCCGUUGGUUGUGUGAGAAUCAAAGGCGGUCUGAGGCUUUUCGGAUUUUUAAUGAUCUAAAGAGUAGAGGCUAUGCUCCUGAUAUUUCCAUGUACACAACCAUGAUUGGUGGUCUUUGUUCGAUGAACUGGGUAGGAGAUGCUAGGAAGCUAUGGUUUGAGAUGAUAGAUAAGGGACUUGGUCCAAACGAGGACACUUACAGUACCAUGAUUCAUGGGUUUUGUAAAAGUGGUUAUAUAGAAGAGGCCUGGAUCUUGUACAAGGAGAUGGGUGAUAAAGGAUAUCGUCCAGACAAGUACACUACUAAUACCAUGAUUCAUGGGAUUUGUAUGAGUGAAAAUUUAGAACAGACCAAGAUCAUUCACAAGGAGACAUGUGAUGAAGAAACCACAGUUGAUUCAUGGGAUUUGUAUCAGUGACAAAACUCUAAUCCGAGAUUUAUGCAAAGAAGGUGAGGUGCUUACAGUCAUCAACUCGAUCUUAUGCCCCACUUAUUGAAGCACUUUGCCAGGCGGGAAGAGUAGAAAAGAAGCAAAAAGUGUGUAGAAUGUAAUGAAGAGUUAAGUUUCCAAAACUCUUGAUUAUAAUUAGUGGAUUGUGCAAUCAAGGAAAUGUUGCUAACAGAAUGAAUUGGUUGGUUGCAAAGUUAGCAUAAGCAAAAAACAAAGCAAAUAACCUUUUUGAAAUUUCUUUGUUGUCUGUCACAGAAAGAUAGGUUGGAUAAGUCUUUACUUGGUUUGGACUUCAUGUUUACUUAAGUUGUAUUUUAUACUUCUGUCAAUAAGCUUCGCUCAAGGGAUGCCCAUUUUGUUGAAUCAUGUCUAGGGAAUAUCUUAAAAGGAACUGAUAUUGUAGCUGCCUGU
Molecule: messenger RNA, 1937 nt
Organism: Argentina anserina (silverweed cinquefoil)
Lineage: Eukaryota; Viridiplantae; Streptophyta; Magnoliopsida; Rosales; Rosaceae
Product: pentatricopeptide repeat-containing protein At5g18950
Exons: 1
Coding region: 237-1493 (418 amino acids)
Molecular function (GO): protein binding
Source: RefSeq, a predicted model, not a curated record